CGGGAGGGCGCAUGAUUACCAUCUCGGAGAGAAUCGCCCCGGCGCUGCCCACCCCACCGGAGGCGUGCGAGGCGGAGGGAUUGGCGGAGGUCGGGCGCAGCGAGUGGAUAUUCCGGGUGCUGGCAAACGUAAGCAGCUAUACGCCCGCGGGGAACAUGCUGCUGUCCUUCUGGCCCACGGAUCUCUUCACCACGCAGGGAGGCAAUGAGGAGGAUCUGUCUUUUGGACUUACGAGCAUGCGGUUUGAGAUGUGCGUCAAGUUCAGG
This is a messenger RNA of Ostreobium quekettii, 266 nucleotides long. NCBI's taxonomy places the organism in Eukaryota, Viridiplantae, Chlorophyta, Ulvophyceae, Bryopsidales, Ostreobiaceae. The record is from the annotation of a GenBank genome assembly.